GGGCUCUGUGUUCUUUCUCUGUUCGACCCUCAUCAAGAAAUGAAGCUGCUAUCGCAAGAUAGAGAUUCAAUCGAGCCAGAACAGAGAAAGAACACAGAGCCUAGAAAACAAUGGUGCUCAGGCAAUUUGCCAUGCACUAAUUGAGUGUUGGGGGUCUGGCUUGUUCUUAUAAGAACGACUAUGCCUGCGGUCGAAAGAUUAAAAUCCAACCAAAUUUUAACUACAAGCUGGACCCCCAACACUCAGUGUCGAACAUACUGCAAGACAAAAGCCACCGUCCGACAAUGACUUUUCGACGUCAAUUCCGGAACGAUUCGAUAGCACCACCCAGACCGCUUCAACCUCAACAGCAGCAGCAUUCAAGUACCACCAGCUAUGGUUCUUGCGCACAUCUUGAACAAAUAUUACAACAACCAAAAGAGCAUGUGGGAAAUCAAGGAGGUGGUUUUCUUUGGAUGAAGAUUAGUAGGGGUGGAUUGUGUACCGUCUCCGGACGUGCCUCUAUCGAUGUGAACUCUCAGAGCUGUGACUGUGAAGUGAAACAAUUUCAAGGUGCUGGUUUCAAAGUCAGGAUGCUUCAGAUCACAGUUGGUGCUGUAUUUGAAUCCCUCGCGGCUCAAUUUCCUCGAACUUGCUUCACUCAUAGCAGCUCGCUCAACUGGCUCAAUCUUGAAGUGAAGUCCGUACCACACAAGCUAGUUGGGGAGCUUAUCACGGUAGUUGCAGUAGCUCGCAAGCAUGAAUUGGUUUCUCAUCAAGUUACAAGCUUUCCAAAUCAUCAAGCUGGCAUAUUCGAGCUCAUCUUCACAAAUUCAAGUUCCGCGGCUGUCCACAUCACUGGAUCUUGA
Molecule: messenger RNA, 848 nt
Organism: Botrytis byssoidea
Lineage: Eukaryota; Fungi; Ascomycota; Leotiomycetes; Helotiales; Sclerotiniaceae
Exons: 5
Coding region: 285-848 (187 amino acids)
Source: RefSeq, a predicted model, not a curated record